AUGUCAGUAACUUCAAAAAAAAUAUCACGGUUAGAAAAAGAAGCAUUUUUACGCGCAAAAGACUUCGAAUAUAAACGUGAACAAACAUCGCAUUUAUUAACAAAUUCAUGUCAAGAUGAAGAAGAAUUUGAAAAUGAUCGCCAUCGACGCCAUGCAAAGAUGAGACAAACACGUCAAAUACAACGAGAAAUAGACUAUCAAGUAGGAAUGAUAGACAAAAUAAACGACCGAAGACAACAAGAAUUACAAAAAAAGAACAAAACAACUCCAACAACAACAACAAGUAGUACUGUUACAUCUAUAUCAUCACCAACCUCAGCAACAUCAUCGGUAACCAAUGGAGCAAAUCGUGUUGGAGGAGCCACAGAAAAAUACACCAGUAGCCAACGUGCGAGUGGCAGCAAAUUUUAA
Molecule: messenger RNA, 411 nt
Organism: Rotaria socialis
Lineage: Eukaryota; Metazoa; Rotifera; Eurotatoria; Philodinida; Philodinidae
Source: the annotation of a GenBank genome assembly